AGAGGCGCUCGUACCAGGUCAACAGAGAGGCCCUGUACCCGUGUCAACAGAGAGGCCUUGCACCCGUGUCAACAGAGAAGCCCCUGCACCUGUCAACAGAGAGGCCCUGCACCCAGUGUCCAGAGAGGCCCUGUACCCAAAAGUCAACAGAGAGGCCCUGCACCUGUGUCAACAGAGAGCCCCUGUACCCGGCCUCAGCAGAGAGGGGCCCUGUACCCGUGUCAACAGAGAGGCCCUGCACCUGCAGCCACAGAGAGGCCCUACCAGUAGUCAACAGAGAGGCCUUCGUACCCGGUCAACAGAGAGGCCCCUGCACUGUGUCAACAGAGAGGCCCUGCACGUGUCACAGAGAGGCCCGUACCUAAACACAGAGAGGCCUGUACCUGUAAGUCAACAGAGAAGCCCUGUACCUGGUGUCAACAGAGGCCCUGCACCCGUGUCAACAGAGAAGCCCUGCACCUGGUGUCAACAGAGAGGCCUGUACCCGUGUGCAACAGAGAAGCCCUGUACCAGAGGCCCUGCACUGUGUCAACAGAGAGCCCCUGCGUCAACAGAGAGGCCCCAGCCCUGGUCAACAGAGAAGCCCACCUGUAGGUCAACAGAGGAAGCCCUGUACCUGUCAACAGGAGAAGCCCUGUACCUGUGUCAACAGAGAAGCCCUCACCUGCAGGUCAACAGAGAGGCCUCACCUGUGUCAACAGAGAGGCCCUGCACCUGUGUGCACAGAGAGGCCCCUGUACCUGUGUCAACAGAGAGGCCCCGUACCCGUAGCCACAGAGAGGCCUGUACUGUGUCAACAGAGAGGCCCCUGCACCCGUGUCAACAGAGAGCCCCUGCACUGCGGUCAACAGAGAAGCCCUGCACCUGUGUCAACAGAGAAGCCCCUGCACCCGUGUCAACAGAGGCCCCACCUGUGUCAACAGAGAAGCCCCGUACCCGUGUCAACAGAGAAGCCCUGCACUUGCAAGGCCAACAGAGAGGCCCUGCACCCGUGUCAACAGAGAGGCCCUGUACCUGUGUCAACAGAGGAGGCCCCUGUACCUGUGUCAACAGAGAGGCCCUGUACCCGAGUCAACAGAGAGGCCCCUGUACCCGUGUCAACAGAGGCCCUGUACCCGUGUCAACAGAGAGCCCUGUCACCGUGUCAACAGAGGCCCCUGUACCCAGUCAACAGAGAGGCCCUAGAGGCCCUGCACCCAGGUCAACAGAGAGGCUCUGUACCUGUGUCAACAGAGAGGCCCUUGCACGUCAACAGAGAGGCCCCGUACCCGUGUCCAACAGAGAGGCCCCGUACCCGUGUCAACAGAGAGGCCCCUGCACCCGUGUCAACAGAGGAGGCCCCACCUGUGUCAACAGAGAGGCCCUAGAGGCCCCUGCACCUGUCAACAGAGAGGCCCCACCUGUGUCAACAGAGAGGCCCUUGCACGUGUCAACAGAGAGGCCCUGUACCUGUCAACAGAGAGGCCCCACCCGGGUCACAGAGAGGCCUCUGUACCUGUGUCAACAGAGAGGCCCUGCACCCGUGCCAACAGAGAGGCCCCACCAUGUCAACAGAGAGGCCUGUACCCGUGUCAACAGAGAGGCCUGUACCUGUGUCAACAGAGAGGCCCCACCCAGGUCAACAGAGAGGCCCUGCACCUGUGUGUCAAGAGAGGCCCUGUACCGUGUCAACAGGGGCCCUGCCGUGUCAACAGAGAGGCCCCUCACCUGGUGCAACAGAGAGGCCUCGUACCUGCAAGCCAGAGAGGCCUCGUACCUGUGUCAACAGAGGCCCCUGUACCCGUGUCAACAGAGAGGCCCUGUACCUGCAGUCGAAACAGAGGCCUCCCUGUACCCGUGUCAACAGAGAGGCCUGAGAGGCCUGCACUGUGGCCAACAGAGAGGCCCUGCACCUGUGUCAAAGAGAGGCCCUGUACCCGUGGUCACAGAGAGGCCCUGUACCCGUGCCAACAGAGAGGCCCCGUACCCGUGUCAACAGAGAGGCCCUGCACCUGUGUCAACAGAGAGGCCCUGUACCUGUAGUCAACAGAGAGGCCGUACUGCACAGGAGGCCCUGUACCUGUGUCAACAGAGAGGCCCUGUACCCGAGUCAACAGAGAGGCCCCACCCAAGCAACAGAGAGCCUGUACCUGCAAGGUCAACAGAGAGGCCUUGCACCAAGGUCAACAGAGAGUACCCGGUGCCUGCCAGAGAGGCCCUGUACCCGUGUCAACAGAGAAGCCCUGUACCUGUGUCAACAGGAGGGCUCUGCACCUGUGUCAACAGAGAGGCCCUGCACGGUGUCAACAGAGAGGCCCUGCACCCGUGCCAACAGAGGCCUCGCACUGUCAACAGAGAGGCCCUGUACCUGUGUCAACAGGAGGCUCGUACCCGUGUCAACAGAGAGGGCCUCGUACCUGUGUCACAGAGAGGCCCCGCCCAGGUCAACAGAGGCCCUGUACCUGUGUCAACAGAGAGGCUCUGUACUGUGUCAACAGAGAGGCCUCACCUGCAGUCACAGAGAGGCCUCUGUACCAGUGCAACAGAGGAGGCCCUGUACCUGCCAACAGAGGCCUGUACCGUGUCAACAGAGAGGCCCCUGCACCUGUGCUCACAGUGA
Molecule: messenger RNA, 2599 nt
Organism: Homarus americanus (American lobster)
Lineage: Eukaryota; Metazoa; Arthropoda; Malacostraca; Decapoda; Nephropidae
Product: keratinocyte proline-rich protein-like
Exons: 5
Source: RefSeq, a predicted model, not a curated record